GCAGCUCACUUAUCGACUGUCAAAAACCUCACUAUCACAACGCAACGUCAAUCAGAGUAUCAAUCCAAACGUUUAGGAAACAUCAUCACGCACAUAUAACAACAAUGCCAUCGGGAAAAGCGAUCGCGACAAUCAAUGGCCGUACCAUUGCCGAAACAGACAACUGGGAGGUUGUAGAGGGAAACGUUUAUUUUCCACCAUCCUCGGUGAAACAAGCCAUGCUCUCUAAGACAGACCAUAGUACACAUUGUCCUUGGAAGGGUGAUGCCUCCUACUAUACCAUCACGUUUGACAAAACGGAGUUGAAGAAUGCAGCUUGGUAUUACCCAACCCCGUUCGACAAGGCUCAAAAUAUUAAGGAUUAUGUUGCUUUCUACAAGAAUUUGGUUGACGUGAAGGCGGAGGAGAAUUAGGAGGCCUGGGUCUGAAUCUGAACCUUGAGGACUUGUUUAAGGCGUGGGUCUUCAUGAAGGAAUCUUGCCGAGAAUCAGACAACAGCACACCAGAUAGCAGUAUAUAACAGUUCAGAACAGUGUUUAAGAGCUUUUUUGACUUUUA
Botrytis cinerea B05.10 is the source of this 558-nucleotide messenger RNA. RefSeq lists its product as hypothetical. Lineage: Eukaryota; Fungi; Ascomycota; Leotiomycetes; Helotiales; Sclerotiniaceae. The record is from RefSeq and is a predicted model, not a curated record. Bases 105 to 413 code for a protein of 102 amino acids. The transcript has 5 exons.